This is a messenger RNA of Lactuca virosa, 474 nucleotides long. The record is from the annotation of a GenBank genome assembly. Lineage: Eukaryota; Viridiplantae; Streptophyta; Magnoliopsida; Asterales; Asteraceae.
AUGUCAUCUUCCAUCUUCCCCUCCACUGGCUAUCGUGUCUCCUUUAAUGGAUACCUCGAUGACAUUUUUUCCGAUUUCCCACCUCAAAAUCCUCUCCUUUUCUCCUCUGGUUCUGACAACUCCACCCAGAAAACCAAUGGCUCAAGUUCAGGCUCCGAUGAUUGUGGAACGAAUCAGUGGGCAGUUAAGAUGAUAGAUGAACGUAGGAGGAAACGAAUGAUCUCAAACCGAGAGUCAGCCAAACGAUCCCGCGUGAGAAAACAAAAGCACUUGGAAAAUCUAAAGAACCAGGUAACCCGAUACACGACGGGUAACCAGGAACUUAAAAACAGGUUAAGAUUUGUGAACCAUAAUGGACAACUACUCAAGCGAGAAAACGACAGACUCCGGUCAGCGUCUUUGAUGCUCCAACAAACACUCUCAAAUUUACAUCAAUUACUUCUUGUUGCGGAUCUCCACUACCAAUUAUUAUAG